Porites evermanni is the source of this 357-nucleotide messenger RNA. Lineage: Eukaryota; Metazoa; Cnidaria; Anthozoa; Scleractinia; Poritidae. The record is from the annotation of a GenBank genome assembly.
UUAAGGAAUAAGAUUGAUGCACUAAAAAAUAACUUAAAUUCGCUGUAUCAUAAAUUCACAAUAAUAGCUCUUACUGAAACAUGGCUUAAUAAUAAUGACUAUGAUAAUUUUGAAAUACCAGGAUACAAAUCAACCAAGUUUCUUAGGCAAAAUAAAAAAGGAGGUGAAAUCUGUAUUUUUUCUAGGAAUGACUUAAAAUUUAAAUUGAGGAAUGACUUUGUCUUCGAAGAUGACACGGAUGACACAGGGAAUCUAUUUAUUGAAAUAAUUAAUGGAAAAUUUAAGAAUAUCAUAAUUGGCACGAUAUACCGACCACCAAACAACAGAUUUAAUAAAUUUGAAAAUGACCUUAAUUAA